This is a messenger RNA of Cuscuta europaea, 2318 nucleotides long. The record is from the annotation of a GenBank genome assembly. Lineage: Eukaryota; Viridiplantae; Streptophyta; Magnoliopsida; Solanales; Convolvulaceae.
UACGGACAUUUGUAAUAGCUCUUCGUUUCUAGCUCUUCCGGUAGAACCUGGACUCUCUCUCUUGUAUAAUUUCCAACGAUCUUCUCUUAAUCAGCCGGCCGGCGAUUUCAAAUGUAUCUCAAAUCAGCUCGGAGAGCUCAUCUUCUCAAUAUUGAUUAGUACAUGCCAGCAACUGUACGGUCGGUCGGAAUAGCUAGAGAGCCGCUAUUGACUGAAAGAAUGGAGAGGUUGUGUGACAUGUGUGGAAAUCUGGGGUUAGAGGGCGGCGAUGAUGGAUUCUUUUAUUGCACCCUUUGCGCCUGUCGUGCAGAUGAUGUCAUGGAUACUGCUGUUGAAGGAGCUGACACCAACGGACGUGAGGGUCCCAGGAUCUAUUCUGCCUCUCAAACACGCCCUCGUCCUAGACUACACCACUCUCAGCAUCAGCUGCACAACAAUGACCCUAUGAAUCACACUGCUUCUUUCACUCCUCCAGACUCCUGUUCUUCAAAUCUCAGGGUGAAGUAUAUUAUGGGCGUUCAAAUCAUGAUCCAGUUGCAGUGUCGGGCUUUGGUGGAGAAAUUCAAUGUCAGCCCUUUGAUCAUCGGGCUCAUUAGACCUAUUUGGCUGAGAUAUGUUGCUCAUGAAAGGGUUAUGGCUGAUGAUGAUUGGGGAGACCAGGUUAUUAAUCAAUCAGAAUCCCAAACUGGGGAACUUGGUAAACGGUUUGAAUCUCUGAGGAGUAAGAUCCCAUUAUCUACUUCUCUGGCCAUAUCAUAUCUUCUUUGUCAUUUAGCCAGGGAGGCAAUCCUGCCAACGGACAUUUUGAAUUGGGCGCUUCAAGGAAAACUUCCAUAUCUUGCUGCUUUUGUUGAAAUUGAGAAGCAACUUGGACCUCCAUCAAGGGAAUGUUCAUUUAGUUCUAGUCGUAUGUUCCGACCAACUGAGGCUAUCUCCUCACAAAAGUUAGAGUCCUUUGCUGCUUCAAUUGCCCGGAGAAUAGGUUUACAACUACCACCUGUGAAUUUCUAUGCUCUAGCUUCCCGUUAUCUUGCAGAGUUAUCUCUUCCCCUUGAAAAUAUUCUUCCUCAUGCAUGCCGUGUACAUGAGUGGUCUAUGCCUCCACAGCUUUACUUAUCUGAUAAUGAAUGCAGCCUUCCACCUCACGUUUAUGUUAUGUGUAUGAUUAUCGUAACAAUGAGGAUUAUGUAUGACAUAAAUGGAGGGAAAUGGGAAAUGAUGUUAUCUGACCCCAACGAUCACUCUAUGGAUGAAAAGAGUGAUUUAGUUGAGGAGGAAGUUAAAUUUGAUGGUUCCAAGCUGCUUCAGAUUCUUGUAACAAACUACUCAGAGCACAAGCAUAUUCAUGACUAUGCACUAGAUCUGCCCACAUAUCUUCAACACUGUAAAGAUGUGGUUUUUGCUGGAUUAAAUUCAUCAUUGGAGGACCAUGAAGAAGAAAGUCUGAUAAAAGAACUAUGGGACCUCUAUGAAACAAGUAAGGAUGCUGAACCAUCAGAUGGCCAUAGAAACAGUGAGGAAAUGAGAGAGAGCGGAGGCGAUUUCAACACGACAAGUAAUCGUCCAAAGUGUCCAUUGGAUGAUUCUGAAUCACCAGUACAUGCAAGUUCUAAGAAGUCAUAUAAGGAUCGGGCGAUACGGCAAAUGAAAUCAAAUAUGGAGGAAAAUCUGUUUUCUUAUCUUCCACCCAUUAAAUCCACCUUGAAGAACCAUGGUUACAUUCGAUAUGCUAGAAAGAAAGACGGUGCCUUGAUAUAUGCUGUCCAUGCUGAUUAUUAUAUCAUACUUCGCUCAUGUGCACAAGUUGCACAGAUUGAUAUGAGGACCUUGCAUAUGGGUGUUUUGACCUUUCAGAGGUGGCUGGAAAAGAUAGAAAAGAGAAUUGAUGCUUGUUUGCUUUGGAACCUCCCUGAGGACUCUUGUGAUUUUUGCUGCGAUGGAGUUUCAAGUUCAAAGGCUUCAGUCACGGAGUAAUGCAUUCUAGCUUCAUUAAGGUUUACCUUUGUAUAUCUGUGGCUUUUUUUUGUCUGGAUUGAGCUAAUCACCUCACCCUCACCAUGGUUAUGCAAAUCCUAUGAUGGCAUGAAAUCUUAAAUUUCAGUGGAUUAUCCCAUUGCUUCAGGUUUGAAGGUGUAAUUUGUGAGGGGCUAAUGUUGUGUGCUCUAAAAGGGUUAAUUAUGUAUUAAUAUUUAGUAAAAAGUCUUUGAACUUGUGUCUCAAAUGUGUUCAUAUUGAUUUGCAUGUAUUAACAUAUCUGAUAAAAAGAGAUCAAUUAAGCUUUCACUCGAGAAUUGCUUCAGGCUUGAAGGUGUAGUUCG